Messenger RNA from Temnothorax curvispinosus, 2842 nucleotides. Its product is annotated as ABC transporter G family member 20-like. Lineage: Eukaryota; Metazoa; Arthropoda; Insecta; Hymenoptera; Formicidae. The record is from RefSeq and is a predicted model, not a curated record. The transcript is spliced from 15 exons. Gene Ontology annotation, cellular component: membrane. Gene Ontology annotation, molecular function: ATP binding; ATP hydrolysis activity; ABC-type transporter activity. Bases 538 to 2634 code for a protein of 698 amino acids.
GAGAAUGUUAGAUGUAUCUUUUGAAAGUACCUCUCGAUACCUAACUCCGUAAAGAACGUGUGUAAUAACCACAUAACCACUUCAAGAUUUUGGACUUGUGACACAUAUAAUACCUGAUAUACAUUUCACGUUUUGUUUAGUAUAAAAAAGUGCUAUUGUUAAUAAAAAUUAAAAUAUUCCAAUGCAACGUGAUAAAACACAACAUUGUUUCAUUUUUCUGUUGUUUUCAUGAUUAAUUGAAUCAAUUAAAGAGAUUGGAAAAAUAUUUAAUUUAUAAAUUACAAAUUGUAAUUAAUAAAUUGCUCGAAAAGGAAAAAGAAAAUGUUUUACUUGCGAACUUGAUUGGUGGUACAUAUCGUAUAAAUUUCUUAAACAAACGUAGAAUGUUCAUACACGGAUGAAAUAAAAAGAGACAUCUAUAUUUUUUUUCUAUUUUAUAUCAAUUUUUAAGUGCAGAGAACGGAACGUCAAAGAGUGCUUUUUGAAUAAAAUCAAAUCGUUCGGUCGCUGAUCGAACAGCCAUCACCAUUUCGCAGGAUGGUGCAGCAAGAGGCGGUGGUAGUAAGGAACGCUGUGAAGAGUUAUGGAAAAGGACAACUGGUGCUCGACGGUCUAAAUAUGACGGUUUCACGGGGCUCCAUAUACGGACUGCUGGGGGCCAGUGGAUGCGGCAAGACCACGUUGCUGUCCUGCGUCGUCGGGGUUCGUCAUCUCGACAGCGGAGAGGUGUGGGUCUUGGGGGGAAAUCCGGGCGGCAAGGGCUCCGGAAUUCCUGGGCCUCAAGUGGGUUACAUGCCGCAGGAUAUCUCUUUGGUCGGGGAGUUCACCAUGAGCGGUGCCCUUUAUUACUUCGGCAGGAUCAACGGGCUUGACGAUGAGGAGAUCGAGACGAGACAGAGGUUCUUUUCGGAGUUGCUUCAACUACCCCCACCAGAUCGCAUGGUGAAGAAUAUGAGUGGAGGUCAACAAAGAAGGGUUUCCUUCGCCGCCGCAUUGAUUCACAGUCCCGAGCUUCUGAUUCUAGACGAACCCACUGUGGGCUUGGACCCAAUUUUGAGGGAGAACAUUUGGGCUUACCUGAUCGAGAUUACGCAAACGGAAGGCAUCACUGUGCUGAUCACAACGCAUUAUAUCGAGGAGACUAAAGACGCUAGUAAAAUCGGUUUGAUGAGAUGUGGUAAAUUGUUGGCGGAAUCGUCGCCGCAGAAAUUACUCGAACAAUUUCAAUGCUCGUUCUUGGAGGAGGCUUUCCUAAAACUAUGCGAGGCUCAGAAUGAUGCGAUCAUCUUGAAUAAGACUCAGCAAUCCAAGCCGGAAGAUACCGGCAGCGAGCUGAUGAAUCAAGACCAAAAUAAAUACGAACAAACAAAGGGAAUCUCGGAGUACAAAACGGUUUCGAGACGUAAAGUUUCGCGAUCGAAAAGGUUCAAAGCUUUACUGGCGAAGAACGGCGUCCAAUUUUUUCGUUAUUACACAGGACUAAUUUUCGCAAUAGUUUUCCCGAUACUUCAAGUCGCCGUAUUUCUUGGUGGAAUUGGUCAAGAUCCGAAGGACUUGAAGAUUGGGAUUGUCAACGAUGAAGCCAGCAACUGCGAUUACGGAAGUAACUUAGGCAAUAUUUGGAAUGAUGAAAUCACCUGCCACUUCGGCAACCUUAGCUGUAGGUUCUUGCACAAUUUUGACGACUCCAUUGCGAUAAAGAAAUAUUAUGACAAUGUUUUAGAGGCGAGUCAUGAUGUACAAAAUGGAGAACUCGUAGGUAUAAUACAUUUUAGUCAAAAUUUCUCCGAAGCUCUGCAAAUACGAGUGGAAAUUUCUAAUUUCGCGAAGGAUUCCGAUCUUCUCGCCAGUCAGAUUCAAGUUUUCCUCGAUAUGGGCGAUAGACAAAUUGGGCUCAUAACGCAGAAGAAACUAUUUGAUCAUUUUUUAGAGGUUUAUGAGGAUAUCAUGAGGGACUGCAAAUAUUCGCCAAAAUUGGGUACUCCGCCAAUCCGAUUUGAAGAUCCCAUUUAUGGUACAACAGACCUCAAUUAUGCAGAUUACAUGACACCACCAUAUAUACUAAUACUCGUAUUCUUUUUAGCCACUACAAUCUCCACCACCUUGAUAAUAACAGAGCGAUUGGAAGGCGUCUGGGAUCGAAGCGUAGUCCAAGGGGUCAGGACAGAAGAAAUCGUGUUGUCUCACAUCGUUAUUCAGAGCUUCAUCAUAAUCAUCCAUACCAUCAUGAUACUUCUCUUAUUCUUUCCUAUAUGGGGUUUGGAAUGUAAAGGAUCGAUAUUCGUCACAACUGUGCUUAUAUUUUUAAAUGGUUUUAGCGGACUGAUGUACGGUUUUAUCAUCUCUGUUGCGUGUAAAAAUCACACUAUGGCGCAUUACUGUUCGGCCGGAAGUUUUUUCCCGUUAAUAAUACUCAACGGAGCCUUGUGGCCAUUGGAAGGAAUGCCAAAAAUGCUUCGCUGGUUGAGCUACGCAUUACCAACUACAUUGUCUUCCGUAUCUCUGAGAGGACUUAUCUAUAAAGGAUCUUCCAUAACUGAUUCGGAAGUUUACUUUGGCUUCUUAAUAACUUUAGGAUGGAUAUUGUUGUAUCUCAUCGUGACCUUACUUGGUGUAAGAUCGAAAUCUUCGUGAUAUUAUUUAGAAACGUAGAAGGAAUUUCUUUUGAUACAAUACAAAAACAGUCUCGCAUAAUCUAUAGAAUUUAGUUAGAUUUAAAUAUGCAGAGUGUCUCUCCAAAACACUAAUUUAUGUACAAAAAAUAUAUAUAAUUAUUUUAUUCAUUUAAAUGGCUAUGUGAGAAAUUAAUUGCUGCAAAGGAAUAAAUUUCCUAAUAAUAAUA